Cucurbita maxima (winter squash) is the source of this 901-nucleotide messenger RNA. RefSeq lists its product as uncharacterized. Bases 33 to 773 code for a protein of 246 amino acids. The record is from RefSeq and is a predicted model, not a curated record. Lineage: Eukaryota; Viridiplantae; Streptophyta; Magnoliopsida; Cucurbitales; Cucurbitaceae. The transcript is spliced from 2 exons.
CAAACUUGGCUUCUUCCUCUACUGUGUUGCCCAUGGCUUGCUGCUAUUGUCGUGCUCAGUACAUGGCGAUGGACCUAAUGGUUCUCUCUCUCUCUCUCUCUCUAAGCACACACACAAACAUAUAUGAGCUUCAUAGUUCCUUGUCUUUGAUGGGUUCUUUCCUGUUGAGCUGUUUUACUGAUAAUUCCCCAUUAUCCAUAGACAUCAUUUCUAUAUACUAUCUAUCUCAUAGAAACUCACACCUAAAUCAUCCAUCAUUUGCAGUGAAAGAAGACGUACUUUUCCAGGCCAUGAACAGCUACAGAAAGUCCAUAAAACUUACCCCCAUGAACAAGAACUCCAAAGCAGACUGCCUAGUCAAGCAAAUCGCUUGGGACUUCGACGACCAGUCGCCCCUCAGCAUCUUCCUCAGCGGCUCCACCAUUGCACCAAGCAACUUCUCCCAACUACCUAGUCUACCCGACUACCUGUCCAAAUGCAAAAUCGAGCUCAAUCACACAAAAAAUGGCCUGAUUUUGCCUCUCCAUAUCCCCACUUUGGCAUUGAAUCUUGUUCUCCAUGAAUGCACAAAUUCCCAAACGGCUAAGUACUGGAGCAAACCCGAAUUCACGUCGGUCGGAAUUGGGAGUUAUGAACAAUGGGUAGUGUUCGCUUUUGCCACCGAUUCGCCUCCCGGAAGCUUUUCUUCUGCCGUGAAUUUGUCUGAUUUGGGUCUUCGACAUUUUCACUUGGUGUCAUCCGUGCUGUUGGGGUUGUUUCUUCUCUCUGGUUGAGGACCGUUUUCCUUUGCAUCUCAAACGACAUGUCGGUCGGGUUCUGGAAAUUUCAAGCAUCCUGCCACAAUAAUUACAUUUUUUUCUUUAUUUUGAGUCACAAGUGUUUUUCAUGAAAUAACUAUCUU